This is a messenger RNA of Sodiomyces alkalinus F11, 2829 nucleotides long. RefSeq names its product dual specificity protein kinase YAK1. The coding region runs from base 1 to 2829 and encodes 942 amino acids. Gene Ontology annotation, cellular component: cytoplasm; nucleus. The transcript has 5 exons. Gene Ontology annotation, molecular function: protein tyrosine kinase activity; ATP binding; protein serine/threonine kinase activity. The record is from RefSeq and is a predicted model, not a curated record. NCBI's taxonomy places the organism in Eukaryota, Fungi, Ascomycota, Sordariomycetes, Glomerellales, Plectosphaerellaceae. Gene Ontology annotation, biological process: peptidyl-serine phosphorylation; peptidyl-threonine phosphorylation.
AUGGAUCCUCAGUGGCAGCAAGGCUACGCUGACUCGGGCGGGUCAUCGCGACGAUAUAAUGGCGCUCCUCAAAUGCCGCGCGAUUACAACAACGGCCAGCUCCCCCCAAACCCCCAACACCAGCAGCACCCGCAACAACACUCAUCAUCGCAUCAGCAGCAGCAGCAACAACAACAAAACCCGCUGCCCGGCCAAGCCCCCGCUGGUUUCAAAUACGAGCAGUACCACCACAAUCACCAGUCGAGCCCGGUUGCCGCUGCUGCCGGUCCCAGUUCCCCCAUGUCGUCUACAGCGUCAUCGGCCGCGCCCGGCCCGCCCCAGGUACGCGAUGGCAAUGGCGACAUCGCCAUGCAUGAUGCCCAGGACCCGUACGCAACCAUAAAGUAUCCCUUGAGACCCCAUCACCAGUCUCAUGUCUCCAGCGGUCGCAUCCCGACCCUCCACUCUCCACAGGAACCCUCCACUGCCGCCCAGCGAUAUUCUCCCAUGGAGGCACUAUCGCCCACGUCGCCCUACGCGCCCAAGCCCGCUCCCCACGGUCAAUUCGCCGCCCUCCCACGACAGUCGCCAACAAGGCAGGCCGACUACAGCCCCCAGAACUCGUACUUUGCGGGCGGAAAGCUACCGCAGCAAUCGGCAUCUAUGAGCCCUUACGGCGGCGGCUCCCCCAACGACGGCCACCCCUCCAGCGGGAUUCCAUUGCUCGAUAGUGCCUAUAACAACGACUCCAAGUCCCCGCGCCGACCUGUCGCUCAUGCUCUACCGCCCGGCAAGGGUCCUGUGCCCGCAUUCAAGCCCUGUCGCAACCCGAAUGAACUUCUCCCUAAAGUCAAUGCCCAACCGGCUUUCCGGCGAGCUAACCCGGAAGGUGGUUUCAUCAGCCCACUCCAAGCGCUUACUGCUCACCUGCCCGCCACGUACCGGAUAUGCAACCCGAAUUUCAAGUACGAGUCGUCGCGCAAUCCCCGACGCGUCCUCACGAAGCCGAGCAAAGGUGUGAAGAAUGAUGGCUACGAUAACGAGGAUAGUGACUAUAUUCUCUACGUGAACGAUAUCCUGGGAUCAGAGGAGGCCGGUCAUAAGAAUCGAUAUCUCAUUCUCGAUGUGCUGGGCCAGGGAACCUUCGGGCAAGUUGUCAAAUGCCAGAAUUUGAAGACGCAGGAGGUGGUAGCCGUGAAGGUCAUCAAAAACCGCACUGCCUACUUUAACCAGAGCAUGAUGGAGGUCUCUGUCCUGGACUUGCUCAACACCAAACUUGACAAGAAUGACGACCACCAUCUUCUCCGCCUAAAGGAUACCUUCAUCCACCGGCAGCAUUUGUGCUUGGUUUUCGAGCUCCUGAGCGUCAACCUUUACGAGCUAAUCAAACAGAACCAGUUUAGGGGCUUGAGCACCACGCUCGUUCGCGUCUUUGCGCAGCAGCUCCUCAACGGCCUCGCCCUUCUCAACAAGGCACGGUUGAUCCACUGCGACUUGAAGCCCGAAAACAUCCUGCUCAAGAACCUGGAGAGCCCCAUCAUCAAAAUUAUCGACUUUGGCUCUGCCUGCGACGAGCGACAGACCGUCUACACCUACAUUCAGUCGCGUUUCUAUCGCUCCCCCGAAGUUCUACUCGGCCUCCCCUACUCAUCUGCCAUUGACAUGUGGUCCUUAGGGUGCAUUGUCGUUGAGCUCUUCCUCGGUCUUCCUUUGUUCCCCGGCUCUUCCGAAUAUAAUCAAGUGUCGAGAAUAGUCGAAAUGCUGGGGAACCCUCCGAAUUGGAUGAUUGAAAUGGGCAAGCAGGGCAACGAAUUCUUCGAGAAGCGGCAAGACGAGUUUGGCCGGCGGACCUACCACCUGAAGUCCAUGGAGCAGUAUUCGCGGGAGCAUAACACCAAGGAGCAACCAAGCAAGAAAUAUUUCCAGGCCAACACGCUCCCCGAGAUAAUCAAGACGUAUCCCAUGCCGAGGAAGAACAUGAAGCAACACGAGAUUGACAGAGAAAUGAACAAUCGCAUUGCGUUCAUCGACUUCGUCAGGGGGCUGUUGAAUAUCAAUCCACUUGAGCGAUGGUCACCGCAGCAGGCUAAACUGCAUCCGUUCAUUACACAGCAAAAGUUCACCGGCCCAUUCGUGCCACCCAUGAACCUGAAGUCGAGUUCUCUGAACAGGUCACUAGCUCCUGGUACGCAGCAGCAACAGCAGGCGGAAGCGUUGAGUAAGCAGCGAGCUCAAGCAGCCCAGGCCCAGGCCCAGGCCCAGGCCCAGGCCCAGGCCAACUCUGCAGCCCAGAAUGCGUACGCCUCCAUGUCUCCCCAGUACCAUCCCCAGAGCGGCCAUCCUCCACAAGGAGGCCCCGUGUACGGCAGCAACGUCAUGUACUCGCCGAACAGCGGCCACGCAGCACAGCCACCACCAUACGGCGGACAACAACCGGGCAACUAUGGCCAAAUGGUCAUGCCACAACCGCCACCUCCUCAGCAGCUGACAUCAGCACCUUAUGGCAACGUGCCUCAAGGUGGGCUGUAUCCUCAGAAUAGCAUGCGAGCUGGACGCCAACGGGCAUCGACAAUGGAGCAGCAACAAAGCGGUAUUCCGGCGGCCAUUCAGCGCGUGGCCAGUCACCUCGAUCCCAACCAGCCGAUCCGAUUGCAGCCAAGUCCAGCGUACUAUCCCCCGCCGGCUGAUGGCAUGGUCGGCAUAGAAAGCACCCCAGGCAGGCAAGCCGGCCGGCGCGGCAGCCGUACGCAACAGCAAGGCGGCAGGGGAAAUCGCGACUUCAUUCGGAACCUGGAAGAGCGCACUCUAGAAGAGGGUUUCAUGGGUGGUCAGCAGAACCCUUGGCACUGA